AUUGUUUUCGCGAUUUCUUGUUAUUCAUACCAGUGCUUUGCUUGAGUCCUUGCAACUAUAGCUGGUAACAUGUCCUCUGAAGAGAUAUAUCUGAACUAUAAAGGAUUGAUGUUUCCUAAAGAGACUCACUCCUUAGAAAGCUUGGAGUUUGCGCAGGAAUUCAAGUUUAAAGACGAGGACGUCAUGGCUGUCGUAUACCCAAAGUCAGGUACAAUCUGGAUGCAGGAGAUCCUCCCACUGUUACUUAAUGGGGGGGAUCUGACCCCGAUCCACACCAUCCCUAACUGGGACAGGGUCCCGUGGCUGGAGGAGAAAAGAUUAGCAUUGCUUGUGGAUAAGAUGGCCUCUCCUCGGGCUAUGGUCACACAUUUCCCUUACCAACUCAUGCCCCCCUCCUUCCACACCUCCAAAGCCAAGGUGAUCUAUGUCAUGAGGAACCCUAAGGACAUCCUCGUGUCUUCAUACUACUUCCAUAAGAUGGCAGCAUUCCUUGAGGAUCCAAGAACCUUUGAUGAAUUUGUGGACACAUUCCUUGAGGGCAAAGUGCUGUUUGGAAAAUGGACAGACCAUGUGAAGGGCUGGAAAAGUGCAGAGCUGGGAAACAGACUAAUGUACAUCACAUAUGAAGAAAUGGUUCAGGACCUUCCUGCAGCUCUCAGGCAGAUGUCAGAUUUCCUGGGCCGUAAUCUGAGUGAAGACACCAUUCAGAAGAUAGCAGAACAUUGCUCUUUCAAGACCAUGAAGACCAACAAAAUGUCCAACUUCAGCCUGGUACCGAAGAUGUACAUGGACGCCGACAAAUCUCCAUUCCUCCGGAAAGGUGUUCUGGGAGACUGGAAAAACCAUUUCAACUCAGAGCAACUGGCCAAAUUCACAUCGGCCAUUCGUAAAGAUUUGGACAGUGAGAGUUUCUCUCUGCCAUGGAACCUGGAUUGACCAUUAACCGGAUAGGUAAAGAAGAAAAAUAUAAAUAAUCAAGGCAAGUAGGAAACUGAAUAGGAAACCAGGAAUGAGUAAAGGCAUUUUAUUGAUUUUAAACGCUAUCUUCUUGCUAGCUUGCAUAAAAUCCCUACAUAAUGUUUCUAUUGGAAAGAAAAGAACAUAAUGUUUUUGUGCAUUCCUGCAUAAUUGCCUUGUGUGUACUAAUUAAUGAGUGUGUAAUUACUGAUAAGUAAUUACUGUGGAACAAAUACAAAAUGUUUUUGCGACUAACUUGCAUAAUUGAAAUUGACAUAAAUAUAGUUUAUUAAUGUAUUAUCGGGUUUAACGAUUUAUUACAUUUUAUUGAACUAUCAUUGUAUUUUACACAUCUAAUCAGUUGUAUUGUUAGUGUGUUAUAAUCGUACACAUUUAUAUACUUUCAUUUAUGUUUUUUGACUGGAUUAUUGAUGCUAUUUUAACAAUGAAUGUUAAUUAAACUCUUUUUCUUAUUUUAUAUUACUAUUAGUAUUAUUCUGGUGUUUUAACUCUGAAUUCAUUAUUAUUUAAUUAUUACUGGAUUGAUAUACUCAAUAUCUUGAAUGACUUGUUGCAUGCUUGCUUUGGCCUAAAUAUACUAACGCAAAUGUCAAAUCUACUUAGUAUUCUUUUUCUUUUAAGUUUUCUCUGUAAGGGAUAUGUCUGAAGACUGAUUUGGUUUCUAAAUAAUGCAAACAUUUAUCUAAUCUGAGUGACUAUGUUAAAUUGGCAAUAUAAAAUAAAUUCCAUUUACCUCCAUUAUUGUUUGUGUGGCAGAAACCUGAAAGACCUGGGGAAAUAAAUGUUGGAGAAAGACUGUUAAAUAUGACACAAAGGUUUAACAAAGCCUGAAUUAUAUUUUACUACCUGCAUAUUCCAUAAAUCAGUUAUUCCAUAGUUUUAAUGCUCUCAUUAUCCUUCACCCUUCAUUACAACAACUUCUAAAUUCAAGUCCAGUGCACACUACCUGUCUGGCUGACCUUAAAAGAAAAGGUCAGGCUUCUAACCUAAAAGCUGUAUGAUUGGUCCAGUGUUUCUGUCUUACCUUUUGUAAAAGAUAUGGCUUGAGGCAAACAUGUACAAACUUGUCUGCACCACAUGUCUGCCUCAGAAGACACUCACACACACACACACACACACACAUACACACACACACACCCUCACACACCUUCCCCGGGCACAAAAGGCCUCCAUGUAAUUGAAGUAGUGUCAUAACUCAGGGGAGGGAGAGCCGGUGGAGAGACACACAUCAUCGCUGUUUAUUUAGACUCAGUACACUCGUAGUAGCCAAUCUUGCAACAAAUACAUUCACUCAUAAUGUUAUCUGGACAAAGACGGUCUUGGGGACAAGGGCUAACCGAUUCAUAGACAUACACAAAAGUAGGAAUAAUAGUAAAACUUUAAUUGAGGAUCAUGAAGCUCAACAGACUCCCCCAAAAACUGUGGCUCAACUUCUACUGCUGCACUAUUGACAGUAUCCAGAUGUACUGUUGUACAGUCUGGUACUGUCCUUAGCUAUAUUGUAUCCUCCUUUGAAUAUUUUCUGUCAAGUGCAAACAUUUUUCAAAAGCCUAUAUAAAGAGGAACAAUAAAGCUGAAAACUGCCUGAAAAACACUUAAAUGCUACAUUUCAGAUGUUUAGAAUCCAUCACUGAAAUCAUGUCAUACCAAUUAUUUGUCAUAUAACACUAAAACUUUGUAGUUCCAUUGAACUGCUUCUUUUUGAGAAGUUGCACUUAUUUAGUGAGAAACAUGGGUUUCUUUUUCAAUUCUUUCUCCGUGUUUUCAGCUAUAUUGCUGCUACGAUUUUCGUCUGUCAUUCAACAUUGAAACUGACUUCCCGGUGACACUGAAGAAACUUAAUCGUGAAUAUUAUCAGAUUACAGUUUACGGCAGUUAACAAUAUGAUAUGUGAAUAUUGAAUAUAAAAUGUGGAUUUUGCCCUGGGGGGGCAUUCCAAAGGCUUGCUGCUGCUUCUCCUUUUGAUUUGUACACUCCUGCCAAAAUGAGCAACCCAAUGUAGGCUUGCAAGUCCUACAUUACACGCGCCUCCCCUCUAAAUUUGUCAUCUUUCUCAAUUGGUGGUGUUACGAAGAGCUCGAAUGCUGACUUUAUGUCUUGGACAUGGCUGACAGCUUAUCUUGUGGGGCCUGGAACCAUCUUUAUCACACUAGCAGCAUUAAUUCUACCCUGAUGUUCAAGUGGGGAGCGGAACCAUGUUAACUUUCUAUUUUUGGAAAGUAACGUGUCUGCAAUAUUAUGUCAACCAUUUAUUUAGAUACGUUAAACAUUGAAUGGUGUCAAAUUGACCCCAAGGAUAACAGGAGGGUUACACUUAAAUAUGCUGCUAAGUGGUGUGGAUUGCUUCCAAACAAAUUAACAUGCACUGACAAUAAAGCAUCUUAUCUAUUAUUUAUGUUUCCCAUCUUAUCGUAUCUUAUCUUACCUUAUAUUACCUAACAACAUUUCUUUCAGUUAAACAAAGAUAAGACUCCAAAAAAUUGUCAUCGGCAAUAAAAAAAAGUAAUGUCUGCGCUUUAUUCUUGAGGAAUAAAAACAAACAUCUAUGUCAAGAACCUUGGUGUAAUCAUUGAUAAAGAUUUAAAUUUCAUUGGCCACAUUGAAGCUGUAACAAAGUCAUCAUUCUGGAAUCCAAAAACAUAGCAACAGUCUGCCGAGUCUGACCAAGAACAAUAGAAAAUACAGGUUACUUAUAUAAACACACAAUGAGAUUAUCUAUCCGAAAGAAUGUGGAGGUGCGAGGAACACAUCUUUCUGUGAAUAUUCUUCCCAUGGCAUUAUCUCAAGAGAAGGAAGAGAGGUUAAUUGGAACCUGAACGGUCAAGACUAACUCUACCACAGAUGUUUUACAGACAGAGAACAAAACUAAUAAUAAUAAUAACAAUACAUUUUAUUUGGAGGCGCCUUUCAAGACACCCAAGGACACCUUACAAAAUACAGGAGAUAAAAACAGCAAAACAAUGAGAGGGAGAGCAGACAAACAAAACCAGAGAUAUAGUGUAGACAUGAAACACAGAGCAAUCCAUAUGAAAAGUUUGAUGAUCCCCAUGGUAGUGUAGAGGGGUCAGAAACAAUGUAAUCCAGCAGUUUCAUAAUCCAGGUGAUGUCGAGGAGGCUACGAAAACUAACAAAGAAGUCAAAUUAUAAUGGAAAUUUACUGCUUGGCCUCAUAGUGAAAGUUCACUCCAGGAUCAAAACAUUCUUGCUAAAAACACACAAACUCAAAGCUUACAAGGUUGUUGUGGUUAAAUGAGACUAAAUAUGAUAUAUUGCUAUAACAGUAGGGUGGACCUCUGUAAUGCACACCUUGCUGACAUCCCCAAUAAGACCAUUAGAAAGCGGCAACUCAUUCAACACCAAGAAGAGAGGACACAUUUCCCCAAUUCUUAGAUCCCUGCAUUGGCUUCCAGUUAGAUAUAAAAUAGAUUUUUAGGCCCUUCUUGUUGUCUAUAAGUCACUCAAUGAUCUGGGCCACAAAUAUAUCACAGAUAUGUUUGCUGAAUACAAGCUGGGUAGGUCUCUCAGAUCUGCAGGGAAUAGUCAGUUAGUGGUGCCAAGAGUUCAAUUCAAAUGUGCUGAAACAUUUGAAUUCAUUCAGCCAUUAUGCUGCCUACUGAUGGAUUCAGCUCCUCUUGGAACUAAAGCACUGAACAUUUUUCAAACUUUCCCACAGCUUUUCAUGAAUCUGUCAUGAUAUUUUAAUUUAUUUAAUUUGGUUUUAAACUUGUCUGCAAUUUUAUAAAACGUGUCCGUUCUUUUAUUUAUCGUUUUGUACUUCUAUGUCUUAUCUUUUGUCUGUAAAGCACUUUGAAGGACCUCUGCCACUGCCAUAUCUGACUGUUUUCUAUCUUAUCUCAUCAUAGAGAGUCUGUGUACAUUCACAGAAACUGGCGUUUAUUCGGCAACACACCACAGAAAGACAAUGCUUCCAGGAUCAGACAAACAGCCUUAGCAGGUGAUGUACUGGGCAUUUAUUAUAAGGCAAAAGUGACAAUGAUUGCACCUCCUAAUCAUGACAGGUGUGUUCCUGACAUUAAUUGAUGGAAGAGAUGACAAAUGUGUCACUAAUCUUGUUUUGGCACGAUCUAAAUUAAUUAAGUAAAUAUUAAAUUGUUUAAAUUGUGACAAAUCUGAACUAAUUCCUCCUGACUUAGAUAUUUUGUGUGCAAGUUUUUCUUCUUUUAUCCUCCGAUCUAUUCAGUUUUUUUUUUUUAAACCUUUCUGGGUGAAAGUAUUGGUAGUAAAAUACCCAUAAAACCCAGCUCAACAUAUUUUCUAUAUGAAAUUAUACAAAAUUCAAUUGCCACGUUUGUUACAAAUUUUGUUUGUUACCGCUACAGUGAUGAUGUACUUUAUCCUUAUAUACAUGGAACACGAAGUUGAAACUGCAACACAGUUAACUACUUCGGUGGUCUGUGGAACAGUGAAGCCGAUCGGCCCUCAUGAGUAGAGUUUUAUGUUUUGCUGCACUUUUGAUGUAAAUAAAUGAUUUGAUAUUUAA
Cottoperca gobio is the source of this 5479-nucleotide messenger RNA. It is a transcript of the gene sult2st3, whose product is annotated as sulfotransferase family 2, cytosolic sulfotransferase 3. Lineage: Eukaryota; Metazoa; Chordata; Actinopteri; Perciformes; Bovichtidae. The record is from RefSeq and is a predicted model, not a curated record. Bases 70 to 936 code for a protein of 288 amino acids. Gene Ontology annotation, molecular function: sulfotransferase activity. The transcript is spliced from 6 exons.